Messenger RNA from Mollisia scopiformis, 1791 nucleotides. RefSeq names its product alpha/beta-hydrolase. Bases 109 to 1734 code for a protein of 541 amino acids. The record is from RefSeq and is a predicted model, not a curated record. The transcript is spliced from 2 exons. Lineage: Eukaryota; Fungi; Ascomycota; Leotiomycetes; Helotiales; Mollisiaceae.
GAAUAGGAUGGUUGUUUAUGAUAUGUUUGGCGACUACUUGUUUGCUUGAUUUCUUUUCUUAAGAGUCCUUCAAUUGAGAAAAAUCUGUUAAUUGCGAAGGAUAUCGAAAUGCGUGGAAAUAUGGUAUCAGGUACUGGCCUCCUCCAGAGCUUGUUGGUUCUGGGUGUUGCGAGUGUGAAAGCGGCGAAUUCGAGCUUGCCGAUUGUUGAUCUGGGAUAUGCUUUUCAUCAAGCUCAAUAUUCUAUCUCGAAUCAGAGUAAUGUCUAUUAUAACUUCAGCAACAUCCGCUAUGCGGCUCCUCCCCUCGGUAACCUCCGAUUCGCAGCCACUGAGGCACCGCUCAACAACCGUAGCGCUGGUGUACAAGAUGGCUCGUAUGGAAAUAUCUGCCCGCAAGCUUUCGCGAAUUGGCAGAUUGGUGCUCUGUCACUAAAUCCAGGAGCGAGCAAUGAGAAUGAAGAUUGCCUGUUUCUGGAUGUAGUAGUACCGCAGUAUGUCUACGACAACAAAGCCAGCAAAAGUCCUUCUCCGGUCAUUGUUUGGUUUUAUGGCGGUGGAUUCACGCUCGGGAGCAAGUAUAGUGCUGGAAAUCCAACGGGGCUGUUGGAUCAGAGCCUUGAUACUGAAUCCAAAGGCCAGGUUUGGGUGGGAUUCAAUUACAGACUCGGCGCAAUGGGCUGGAUGAAUGGUCCAGAUUUCGCUGUGGCUGGAGGUACGCCAAAUGCGGGGCUGUACGAUCAACAGAUGGCUUUACAGUGGGUGCAGGAUAACAUUCAUCUUUUUGGCGGAGAUCCAUCGCAGGUUACGGUGAUGGGUGAAUCUGCUGGAGGUGGAAGUAUUACGCAUCAUAUCACUGCAUAUGGAGCGGGAAACAACACAAAUCUCUUUCAACAAGCUAUUUUGCAAAGUCCGGCUUUUAUUCCGACUUCAUUGAAGAACACAACAAACACCGCCUUUGCGAACUUUUUGGUUUUCGCCAACGUCAGUACUUUAGAAGAAGCUCGACAGUUAGACACUCUUACCCUACAAACCGCAAACAAGAAAGCCCAAGCUCUUGCUUUCUAUGGAACAUUCAGCUUCGGCCCAGCUCCAGAUGGGACCUAUGUCCCUGAUCUCCCAGGUAAACUCUUGCUCGAAGGAAAAUAUAACAAAAAUCUUAGCAUAAUCGCCGCACAUAAUACCAAUGAAGCCGGACACUACACCCCUCCUACUGCCUCCACCUCAUCCAACUUCACUACCUACAUGAAGCUCUACUUCCCCGCCAUCUCGGCAACGACUCUGAAUUAUCUAGACACCGUCCUCUUCCCAGCAAUCUAUAAUGGUUCGUACCCCUGGACAACCCCAUUUCAACGCCUCGACACCGCUAUCUCCGAUUUCACAUUCAUAUGUAGCACCCGUUGGCUCGCGAAUGCCUACGGCGACAAAUCACACAACUACAUCUUCUCCGUCCUUCCCGGGAACCACACCCAAGACAUUCCAUACACAUUUUUCAAUGGUCCUAUCUCGACUGUGAAGAAUGAUACGUUGGCGGUCAAUAUGCAGAGGUACUUUACAAUGUUUGUCGAAAAUGGGAGUCCGAAUCGACUUGGGUUGGAUCAUUGGGUUGAGACGGGGAGUGAGGGGAAGGUGAUGAAUUUCAAUGCUACGUUUACGGACACGAGGGUUGAUACGGAGACGGUGAACGAGAGGUGUACGUGGUGGCAGAAGGCGCUUUAUGGUGAUGAUUGGGCUUGAGUUUGGGAGGGGAAGAUUGGUCCUUGUAUAUACUUUGGUACUUUGAAUGUGUAAUGU